This is a messenger RNA of Lactuca virosa, 2101 nucleotides long. The record is from the annotation of a GenBank genome assembly. Lineage: Eukaryota; Viridiplantae; Streptophyta; Magnoliopsida; Asterales; Asteraceae.
AUGGAGCUGGUGCCUUAUUCUGAUCCUAACACCAACUCCAACUCCAACUCCUCCACCUCACCGCCGUGGCAAGACAUGUUCCGAUCAGCCUCCACCCGCCAACCAGAUCCAUCUCCCGAACCCCAACCUCAGUUACCGCCGGAAUCCACCACCAAUCCGGAUAGGGAUGACUCCACUUCUCUCUCCGGCGACUCUCAGGUUCGUCUCGCACUAUACAUAGCCAUGGCACACGCCGGCUUAGUUUUUGCUAUUGUUAUUAUCUACGGCGUUUCUAAAUUACUUGAAGAAUAUCUCCGCCCGAUUCUCUGGGCUGUUCUUUGUUCGAUUCCUCUUCGAGGAAUUCAGCAAUCCCUAGUUUCGUUUUGGUCUGAACCUUUGGAAUUAGGUCUUACAGAAACUGUACUAGCUAUACCUGUAUCCGUGUAUAGAGUUUUCAUCGGGAGUCUCGUUGAGAUUAGAGAAUUUUUAUAUAAACUAAUCCUUCGUAAGAAGAAGACAAGAGAUGUUGUGAAGCGAAAACGAAGCGGGUUUUCAAUUUUAUUGAGAUGGUUGGUGUCGUUUUGGGUUUUUGUAAUGGCUUACGAGCAACUUGGUGUUCUUGGUGCCAUCACUUUGUUAGCGUUAGGGUUUAUGUUUACAUCCAGACAUGCGAAAUCCACCAUGGCUGCUGUUUCUUCCUUUGGAGGUCGUACUUUGAACCAUAAUCGGCAUGCAGCUUUCCUCACCAGCCGGAUUUUGAAUCAACUGGAGACAAUUGUGGCUAUCGGAUUGAUUGUUGGUAUGAUUGUGGGGUCUCUAACUGGGACCCUGCUUUUCUCAUACAAAAUUGGAGUUGAAGGAAAAGAUGUGGUUUAUUCCAUAAAAACCCAUGUGGAAAAAAACAAUAUAGCUGAGAGAAUCGGGUUAAAAAAAUGGAUGGAUGACAACAAUGUGCCAUUAAUGGUGGAUAAAUACAGCACUCAAUUUUAUGAAACUGUAAAUGUACAAAUCGAUACUUUAGCAAUGCAGUAUAACGUGACUGAAAUCGUUCAAGAAAUGAAACAUAUAAUCAUACCACGUAUUAUAAACCCCUCGAAUUCAUCCACACCUUCAACUGCAAUAGCAAUCCGAAACCCAUACACAGAAAAGAUACAAACUUUGACAAAAAAAGUUGUAAAUCGGGAAUGGGCAGAGAUUUAUCCAGAAGUAAACGGAUUGUUCAAAGACGCGCAUGUGCGUGUCAAUAGGGAAGAUAUGAUCAAGAACGCAAAAGCAAUCGCUUUUCAAGGAAAAGAUAUUCUUCAACGUGUUCUUGCAAGUAGUAAAUCCAUUGUUGGUGGUAGUACAAAGCUUGUUUUUGUAGUUGUUGAAUCCAUUGUUUCAGGGGCAGCUGGUAUUUUAAAUUUUGUGUCCCAAUCAAUGGUUUUCACAGGGGUUUUGUACUCUUUGAUAACAUCAGAUGCAGGUGGGGUUACUGAACAAGUUAUGUACAUGAUUCCUAUUUCAAGAUCUGCUAGAACACGAGCUGUUGAGGUUCUUGAUAAAGCUAUUUCUGGGGUUCUUUUAGCUACAGCUGAGAUUGCGUUUUUUCAAGGCUGUCUUACUUGGCUUUUGUUUAGAUUAUUUAAUAUUCAUUUUUUGUACAUGUCGACAUUUCUUGCGUUUAUCAACCCUUUACUCCCGAUAUUUCCAAAUUUCUUCUCCACAAUUCCAGCUGCAUUGCAAUUGGUUUUAGAAGGGAGAUAUGUUGUUGCUGUUUGUUUGUCCAUUAUUCAUCUUUUGCUUAUGGAUUAUGGUACUACUGAGAUUCAAGAAGACAUACCUGGUCAUAGUGCGUAUCUUACUGGCCUUAGCAUCAUUGGUGGAGUUGCAUUAUUCCCAUCUGCAUUGGAGGGAGCGAUAAUGGGGCCUUUGAUAACAACUGUUGUUAUUGCUCUUAAGGAUUUGUAUGUAGAAUAUGUUUUGGGUGAACCAAAGAAAGGGAAAAAGGACUAAAGGAGUAGGGAUGAUUGACGUUUUUAUGCAGGAGAAUUCUUUUCAAGUGUUUAAUUACCUGGAGCAAUGUGUCAAGUUCCCUAAAAAUUGGUCUUUUAGAUGGAUUAUAGCGUAAAGUUGAUGGGUC